CGCACGGCUCUCUCCCAUUGUGCUUCCCCUUUAAGUGCAGAUGAAAGGCUGUUGUGUAAUUUGGGUGAAAGAGGAGGAGGAGGAGCGGCCUGAAUGGAGGGCAGCCGGCGGUGACAGAUCGAAGAGGACUCGGACAGGAGUGUGUAGCGAUGGAGCUGGGUGUUACUAAAACAAUAAUGCUGGCAGGAGGUGUCCUGGUUCUUCCUGUCCUCGCCUUUGUCACCUCCUUCCUCUUCUGGCCUGGAGCGCUCCUGAAGGCCUACAACUGGUACUGGCGUCGCAGGCUGGGACUGGUGGUCCGCUACUCUUACAGUGGAAGUUACCGCUUCUGUUAUGCCAGCCGUGGGACGCCAGGGGGCGCCACGCCAUCACUGCUGCUGCUGCACGGUUUCUCCGCCACCAAGGACAUGUGGCUGCCUGUCGUCAAGCACCUCCCCAGAAACCAGCAUGUGGUGUGUGUUGACAUGCCAGGACACGAGGGGACAAGUCGCACCGGCGCUGAGGACUACAGCAUCCAGGGCCAGGUCGGCCGAAUCCACCAGUUUGUGCAGAGUAUCGGUCUGGAUAAAAAACCCUUCCACCUGGUCGGCACAUCGAUGGGUGGGAACGUCGCAGGGGUAUACGCUGCUCGCUACCCUGCUCACCUGUCCAGCGUUACCUUGAUGUGCCCUGCAGGUCUGGUUUAUCCCACAGACUCUGAGUUCAUCGUUCGUCUGAGGGAGCUGGAGAACAAUCAGGACGAGGGGUCGAUCCCUCUGAUCCCCACCACUCCUCAGGAGCUGGAGAACAUGCUGAGACUCUGCUGUCACACCCCCCUCAACCUCCCCCGACAGGUCAUGCGAGGUCUCCUGGAGAACAGGAUCCCAAACAAUCCUUUCUACAAAGAAGUGUUCAUGGAGAUCGUUGGGGAGAAGUCUCGUCACUCGCUGCAGGAACACCUGCAUCUUAUCAAGUCGCCCCUGCAGGUCAUCUGGGGGAAGGAAGACCAGGUGCUGGACGUCUCAGGGGCAACAGUGCUUCAGGCGGCGCGGCCAAACUGCCAGGUGGACCUGCUGGACAACUGUGGUCACUCUGUGGCGUUGGAGCGGCCCAGGAAAGCCGCAAAACUCAUCAUGGACUUCUUGUCUGCUCAGGAAGACGAAGGAGAAGAUGCUAAGAAACGUUCCUGAAGGAAACUUAUGAACUGUAUACCGACCCCUUACCUCACGAAGAAUGAUGAAGGCGAGGAGAGAGAUGGUUAUGAUGAAGAUGAUGGGGAUAAUGAUGUAAACGAUGGAGGUAAUGAUUGUGGUGAUGAUGCUCUUUCAUAGUUUAUUGAGACUUUUUAUUGAGACUACGACAGCAUUUAUUUAUGUGAAAAUUAAACUAACGCACAAAAAUACCAAUGACUGUCAGAUAUCCAUGAAGUGUUUACCAGCUCAGUUUUCACACGGCACCAUGUAGGAGACUGUAAUGUCUGUUUUAGAUUAUUGAAUGAAAACAUUCCACGUUAGGAUUUUGCACAUUUCUCUUUCAGAAAACUGUAUUUCUGUUCCUUGUUUCAUCGAAUGGCAGGUGCCUGUCUGUGUGUUAAGUCUCCUGCUGUGAACUGACUACAUAUUCAACCUCAUAAAAACACAUUCAAAUUGAAAUUCACAACGAAAAAGGUUGUGGACGAAUAGGUUGUGUGAUUUAUAUGUGAUUUUUAUCCUGUAUGUUAGUUUAGAAACUAAAAAGGUUUGAUAAAUGAAGUGAUUCAAUAAUUAGCACUUGUACAAAGUGUCUAUGGACCACAGAAUUAAAACAACUGAAGUUAA
Toxotes jaculatrix (banded archerfish) is the source of this 1796-nucleotide messenger RNA. Its product is annotated as monoacylglycerol lipase abhd6-A-like. The transcript is spliced from 9 exons. The coding region runs from base 150 to 1169 and encodes 339 amino acids. Lineage: Eukaryota; Metazoa; Chordata; Actinopteri; Toxotidae. The record is from RefSeq and is a predicted model, not a curated record.